Penicillium waksmanii is the source of this 408-nucleotide messenger RNA. RefSeq lists its product as uncharacterized. The transcript is spliced from 2 exons. Bases 1 to 408 code for a protein of 135 amino acids. The record is from RefSeq and is a predicted model, not a curated record. NCBI's taxonomy places the organism in Eukaryota, Fungi, Ascomycota, Eurotiomycetes, Eurotiales, Aspergillaceae.
AUGACCGAAGACGACAACGAGAAAAUAUCCGCAGGCCUGAUUAGGACCACAAUCGAGACAAACGUCCGGACGAUGGAAGACCGCACUCACUGGCGCUGUCGCGCGGUCACUGUGGAUCCAAGAAACACUAACCGAAUCAGAAUCGCGUGCCGCGAUGAAGGCAAACACCAGCUAGUCAAACAAGUGGCGGAAGCAAAGAUCGAGGCGGGAGCCCGGGUGCUUCGGGACGAGCUUUACACGAUCAAGGUCGACAGCGUCAAGAGGGCUGCAGUACUGGAUGAAAACUACGACGUCCUAACAGGAGCCGCGGUUGCCCUUGGCGAGGAGAAUGAAACCACAAUCGCCAAAAUAACGUGGCUCAGUAGUAAAGAAGCCGCAAAGCCCUAUGGAUCGAUGGUCUUCGACUGA